Messenger RNA from Rotaria sp. Silwood1, 1959 nucleotides. Lineage: Eukaryota; Metazoa; Rotifera; Eurotatoria; Philodinida; Philodinidae. The record is from the annotation of a GenBank genome assembly.
AUGUCACGACAUAUGAUCGAGAACUCCAUUAUUGUUCAACUUAAUUCUGACAUCAAUAAAAUUAAGGCUAUAUUGAAAUGGCAUGAUGAUAUAUGCAAAAUUGCUACAACGACUGAAGUAUUUACUAAUCCAGAUACUUGUUUAGACUUCGUAAGCGAUAUAAAAACGGAAAAAGUCUUUUUAAUUAUUAGUGGAUCUGAUUUGGAACAUGUUAUAUCGAUACUAGUCAACUUUCCUCAAGUGCAUACAAUUUAUAUUUUAGAAUCAGAUUUCAAUGAAUCGUCAUCAACAAGAGAUCAUCGAAAAAUGAAAUUUUUUAUUAAAAUGGAACAUCUAAUCGAACAGUUAAUGGUCGAUGUCAAACGAACCAAUCAUAAUCUUAUCAGUUUCGAAGUAACAAGUGCUAAUGCUAAUCUAACGACAUUAAAAGAUACCAAUAAUAAACAAGAAGCAGCAUUUAUGUUCGGUCAAUUAUUAAAAGAAAUUUUUAUUGGUAUGACUGAUGUCGAUCGGUCAGAUAUGAUCGAGUAUUGUCGAAUGAAAUAUUCUAACAGUCCAUAUCAACUCGAGCUUAUAGAUCGGUUUCAACAUGACUAUGAGCGUCAUUCUCCGAUCUGGUGGUAUUCGCUCGAUUCUUUUCUCUAUCGUAUGUUAAAUAAAGCAUUACGUAUUCAAGAUAUAUCAACAUUAUAUGCAUUGCGUACAUUCAUACGUGAUUUACACUGUCAACUUCUUGAACUACACAAGGCAAACAAUGAAAGAGAACCAUUCAUAUUAUAUAGAGGUCAGCAAAUGGCAACGUCUGAUUUCAAUAAAUUGCGUGCGAGUGAAGGUGGUCUACUUUCAAUCAACAGCUUUUUGUCGACAAGUAAAAAUGAAAAUGUGGCAUUAGUUUAUGCAGGAAAUACAAAUAUUGACGUUAAUGAAACGGCAACACUUUUUCGAAUAAUCAUUACCUCAGUACAACGUUCUAAUGUUCCAAUUGCUAGAGUCGCUGCACUUAGUCAAUUUGACGAAGAAAAUGAAUAUCUAUUCUCAAUGGGUAGCGUCUUCAGAAUACAGAAAUUGGAAAGUCUAUCGAAUGGAAUUGAAUGUAUUCAUUUGCAACUGACAAGUGAUCAUGAUCCACAACUUUCACAUAUGACCAGUUAUCUACGACAAAAAUUCCAUGGACGAUAUGAUCUGACAAGUCUUGGUCGGUUAAUGUGGGAAAUAGGCAAUUUGAAGAAGGCAGAAGAAUUCUAUUUACUUGCUAUGGAAAAAGAAACAGUACCAAUGAAUAUUGCAUCAUUGCAUAAUCAGAUGGGAGUUAUCUAUGAUGAUAUUGGAAAUCAUUUACAAGCUCUUGAACAUUACGAAAAAGCUCUUACUAUGAAACAAUCAUAUUUGCCAUCAGACGACCCAUCAUUCGCAGCACUACUGAGUAAUAUAGGUUUGAAUUAUCAGAAUCUCGGAAACAAAAAUCGUGCUCUAACAUAUCUGAAACAGGCGCUUGCUAUCGCAGGAAAGAUGUCUAAACCAAAUCCAGAGAUACUUGGAAGUAUUCAUAACAAUAUUGCCGGUAUUCUCGAUGAGCAAGGUCAAUAUGAUGAAGCUUUACAGCAUUAUCGCGAAGGACUUCAGCAUAGACUUGCUUACCUUCCUAGUACGCAUCCUGAUAUUGCUGUAUCAUAUAGUGAUAUUGGAUUCUUGUAUAUUGAACAAGAACAUUAUGAAGAAGCUUUAUCAACGCUUAAAAAAUGUUUGGAAAUUCAACAAAAUUCAUUGCCUCCUGAUCAUCCAUCACUGGUUGUUACUUACAAUCACAUGACUUUAGGUCUUUCAAAACUUGAACGCUAUGAAGAAGCAUUUGAAAUUGGUACCAAAGCGCUUGAUAUCGCAAUUCGAACAUUAGGUGAUGAGCAUGAGCAGACACAGUGUCUACAAGCAAUGCUUGAAAUGAUUUCGAAUGAAUUAUAG